Messenger RNA from Dreissena polymorpha, 1298 nucleotides. RefSeq lists its product as uncharacterized. The transcript has 4 exons. The record is from RefSeq and is a predicted model, not a curated record. NCBI's taxonomy places the organism in Eukaryota, Metazoa, Mollusca, Bivalvia, Myida, Dreissenidae. The coding region runs from base 576 to 1298 and encodes 240 amino acids.
GUUGCGGUCCAAGAUUUCCUAAAGGAGCCGUGUUCACUCCACGUUCUGAAAACUAUGAGUCGUAUUUAAAGGCCUUGCUUGAGUAUCGUCUCUGGUCGGUAGUUCGGAUAGUUGGCAGUAGUGGAGAUGGACAGAUCUAUCCAGGUUUCGGGGGUUUCAUUUAGAUGACCGGUAACUGUCCUGAACGAAAAUCCACAAUCGACUACUUUACUCCGAUAGAUCAGCCUUUUACGGACUAUGCAACGGUUGCAGAACUUCUUGAACAGUCUGAACUGGCUACUCAGGAGGUUGGACAAAAGUACGUUCUGUCUACAUUCGAUCUGGGCGGAUGUAUGAAGGCGCUCCCAUUGAUUUGGAAGUUUCCUGAUAAAUACAAAUACCACGUUGUCACGCUGGGUGCAUUCCAUAUGGCUAUGAACUACAUUGGAAUGCUAACAAAAAACAAAUGUUCAGGGUCAGGAUAUGCAGAGAUCCUCAUAGAAGCCGGGUUGGUAACGACCGGAUGCCUGCAAAGUGUACUAAGCGGAUAGGCUUAUGCGAAGGCGUUGUUUUGCUUAAAGUCCGUUACAGAAGCAAUGAAGCGCUUGCUUUUUGAAAGCUUCAUGGAUAUGCAACAGAAUGCAAGCGAAUUUAAUUCGACGACGCUGAUGAAGCUGGUCUCAAUUGCUAGCCGCAAAAGAUUAGAAGAUGCAUUAAAUGACCAGUCUUUGAUGGAUUGUAUUGACCAAUACAUACGUUUUGAAGAGUCUGUACGAACCGGCGUAUUGGGGAAAACAGCAAAGUUUUGGUUGAGUGUUGUUGACCAUUCACGUUUGGUCAUGAUGUUGCUGUAUUCUGUAAAGACUAACAACCUGAUGUUAUUCCACGAAUGUUGUGGCCAGAUGGCAGAACUGUUCUUUGCAUUUGAUGGCCCUAAUUACUCUAGGUACCUGACAUGGUUGGAUGUAUUCUUUACCAACAUUGACCUUACACAUCCUGGAGCCAAAGAACUGUUACAAAAGGGUGGGAUUUCAGUAACACGGUCCCUUAUCCCAGGUGCUUGUAGCGCGGUAGACAAGACAAUGGAGGAAACUUUCAUGAGAUUUGCCAAAUCUGCUGGAGGGUUUACAGGUCUUUUCUCUAUGUUUGGGGCAUACCAGCGUUGGUGUAGAACUACAUCAACGCGAGUCCACUUCUAUGAAAAGAUGUUGGACAUGUGCGGAUUAAUAGAAGAUCCUGAUUCACCGAAGGCCGGGCGACAUCGUGAAUUGGAACGCGCCGAAAUCCGAAAGUCGGAAGAGGCAACAAGGAGCAUUUAA